CCGAUGCUUGGUUGCCUAAAUCUUUCAAAGCCCAUGGACUGAUUGAGGCCAUCGGCAGAUGCGAUUAUGGUAUUUGCACGAUAAUAAACAUGUAUAAAUAGCCUCAAUCACGUUGUUAUCAGUAAUCUACUUUUGAUCGUCCGGUCAGCAAGCUCCUGCCCAGCACCGGAAUCACAUCUCGGCAUCUGACAAUCUCCCCGCCACCUUCACAAGAUGCAGCUCACUCGCUUCCUCAGCGCUUGGCUCCUCCCAGCCAUGGCGAUGGCUCAGACAACUACCUUCCAGACUUCAACCACCACGGCCACAGCCACGGCCCCCGCCACUCCGUCCCCCACCAUGCCCGGUCUGGCCCCCAACUGUGAUGGUUUCCACAAGCUCGAGAGCGGCGAUAACUGCUAUGAAGUUGCCGCCAAAUACGGAAUCACCAUGACCCAGCUCUAUGCCUGGAACACGGUAGUGAAUGAUACUUGCUCCAACCUCUUAGCCGGCUACUACAUGUGCGUGCAUGUUCCCGGCGCCGAGGCGCCGACCAAGCCGGAACCCCAGAUGCCUGGCGUCGUCGAGAACUGCCAGAAGUUCUACCAGAUCAAGGCUGGAGACGGCUGCUGGUCCAUCUAUACCGAGGCCGGCAUAACCUAUUAGCAGCUGCGGUCUUGGAACACGGGGAUCGAUGCGGCUUGUGGAAACUUGUGGCCGGACUUUUACGUUUGCAUUGGUGUGUGAGGCUGAAGCUUAAGAUCCGGCAGUGCAGCAUGGGACGGGCUUUCUUGAGACUUUUCGAUUCUUGUCAUUCUUUUGUUUUCAUUCACUACUUCGACAUUUCCGUAUAGUCGCUUUACGAGGCUUCUCGUUUCAGUUGGAGAGAGGAUAUUUAUCUUGUAUGUCUUUUCUAGCUAUCCCCCGUCCCUACUGAGACCCUUUUUUAACACAGAAUGCCGUCCCAGCUUCGUCAUUGGCCAGUACUACCGGCGCGCUAAGAGCCGAAUGAAACACACCUUACCCACGCUUGCCAAGUGACAAGCCUGCACCUUAUGCAGGUACGAGGAUCAUCAUGCGCCUGACGAACCUGGGCACAAUAACUGCAUUCGUACAACGUUUUAGAUCAAGGUAUUUGUUCGAUUUGAUCGGUAUGAAUCUCACUGCAGAAGCGGUGUUGGGUGUUACUUGGCAUUUUUCUAGCCCUUGGACAUGGGUUGAGAGUGAAGUCCAAACAAGAUUUGUGCGGGGAGCCUCUCUGGGCCUCGGAAAUGAUAACUGCCAGCUGGGUGGCCUUUGUUCGAACAAAUCCUGGGAUGCAGAAAAAGAAGUCGGUACAAAUAACAAAGAAACAAGAAUUCAAGUGAUGGUAAGAAUUGAUAUAUCAUUGUUUGGGUUUUGUAAUUUUGAUGAACGGUGUGCAGCUAUCUAAUAGGGGAUAGGUAGUCUCAAUGCUGCUAGUGGCUGCUGAUCUGUCCCGAAUCUAAAAAGAUUUACUGUUCUGUAAAAAAUCAUUUGCACU
Molecule: messenger RNA, 1498 nt
Organism: Pyricularia oryzae 70-15
Lineage: Eukaryota; Fungi; Ascomycota; Sordariomycetes; Magnaporthales; Pyriculariaceae
Product: LysM domain-containing protein
Exons: 2
Coding region: 214-642 (142 amino acids)
Source: RefSeq, a predicted model, not a curated record